UUGUCUUGCAUCUCACUUUCUUCUUCCAUCCUCUUUUUACGUAGGAGCUCCCUUCUGAAAUGCCACAAAGCGCGUGUGAGUAUGUAAACGUAGAGUGUUACAGGAGUUGGUAGAGGUCGGUAGUGGGGGAAGAAAGAACGAAGGAGGGACGUGAAAUGUGUGGAAUACAUUCUAUCGGGAGCAGCGUGUCCCCCUCGUCGCCAUCACAGCCGUACGGGGCACCAGUGCACAUAGCAAACCAAGAUUGCCAAGAUGGAUGCCCGGGCUCGACCGUCGAGAAGUAUGGAUUUUACCGCGUGAUUCGUAUGCGCGCUCUUUCUCUUCCACCCACUGGACAAUGGGAGAAACAUAAGGACGCGAGGAUACGAGUGUUCCAAUGUCUGGCGAUAGAAUAUUUAACAAAUUCGAAUUCGCGAAUUUUCGCGAUGCGAUAACAAAUCACAUUCUCUUUACCAAGUGAUGAGUAAAAUAUCUGAUAUUGAGAAACGUGUUAGAGGACAUUUACAAUGGUGGAUAACAAUUGUAUCAUCGAGGGAAACGUCAAGUUUCGCGAUGGGAAGAAGUGGAAGUCACGAUGGUGCGUAAUGAGAAAAUUAUCACCAGUAGCAGAUUGCUUGCAUUUACAACUUUAUGGAGAUAGCAAAGAUCGUUAUAAACAAGGACAGACAAAGGCAUCUUUAAGUUUACAACAUUUUCUUGGAGUAGAAAGUGGUUUUACUCUUGAUAAAGAAUCAAACACAAUUGCUAUUAUUUGUCAAGAUGUAACUGUUGUACUUGCUUUUGAUACGCGAGAACGAUUAAUACAGUGGCAAGUAAAGAUAUCAAAUAACUUAGGAGAAGAUCAACAAUUUUUAAUAUUGAUAUCCACUGCACCGUCAAAGGCAAAACUUACAAAUGGACCAGCACAUUUACAUAUACAGGAUCGUCGAUUUUGUAUUACGGUUGGUAUUCCACCGAGGUUAGUUGGAAUAUGGGAAAUCGCUCAUUUACGACGUUACGGUGUCGUCGAAGGAAGAUUUUGCUUUGAAGGUGGUUCAAGAUGUGGCCGUGGCGAAGGUCUUCAUGUUUUAAUAACGGAUCAAGGUGAAGAUAUCGUUAAAACAUUACAUUUGGCUGCAGAGGGAAAAUUAUCUACAAAGAAGAGACCGCUUGGCCGUGAAUCCUCAAUACAAGAUAGUCCACGGCGACAAUUUAGUAGAUCUGAGACUAGAGCAAGCGAUUUUUUUCCCUCCGCUGUAUAUUCUUCGACAAUAUCAUACGAAGACCAUUGUGACAGUUGCAAGAAUGGCAGCUCGUCUUAUUGGUCAUCUGCCGAAAGUAGACAACAGACCGACGGUGAAGGUGAUUACAGUUGCAGAGACACAGUUUCUGUAUCGGAAUUGACUGAUCAACCCAGCGAAUGGCGUACCUGUUCGCUUACUCGUCAAGGUACAACUGGUCUCGAGAGAUGCGCCAGUUGUAUCAGCAAGUUAGGAACUGUAUCAAAAUCCUCUACAUUAAUAACGGGUACCGGUACAAGUAGUAUAGGUAGUCCAGCUGGUGCAGUCACCAGUCUGACGUGUCAUCUUCAACCACGAGCUUUCGAUCGACUCUCCUUAUCAUCUUAUAGCAGCAGUAGUCACGACAGUGAUUAUUCUGGAUCUCAACAAGUUGAUUGUCACUGUUCUCAAUCUAAAAGUUCACAGGUUCGUCGUUCGUCGCUCAGUCCAAAUGUUUUACCACCAAGACCACCAAAACCGUCCCAAUGCACUGCCAUGAAAAAGUCCAAGAAACCGCCGAUGCCAUUACCGAACGAACAAAUUACCACUAAUGUGCACAUUCAGAAAAGUAACGUGCAAAGUAACGUACGUAAUAGCAAUGUUGGACCUUACGAGAAUUAUGAUGUUCCAAAGGCUAUUAUAGGUCAUCACAUGUUAUUAGAACAAGCAUUGCAGACGGAUCAAUAUUAUGAUACUCCAAGGAAAAUAAGGGAAUGUUUAACGAUGCCAAAAACUUAUCCUAAUUAUGAUACGCCUCAAGCUCCGCAAGCUGUUGUUUUGCAACAAUGCGGUUGUCCUGCGAAACUUAACGUUCAAUCGCCUAGAUCAUCGUCAGCCUGCCCAUGCCACAAUGUCAUGAGCUGGGCUGGAUUCGUUUUACCGUAUUGCCGACGUGGAGCAGGAAUUGAACCUAUGGGUGUAACUGUACAUCCUGUAAAAUUAUCGGGUGAAGGAAAAAUGCCUGUCGUUAAUGCCAGUGGCGAUGUUUCUAUUUACGCUACUGCAAAAAGACCGAAUAAAGGACAAGCUGAUGAAGAAAAAUCUGAUGAAAAUUGUGAAUGUGUAACAAGCAGUAAAUCGACUAAUUAUGAAAAUAUUGAAUCUGUUAUUGAUACGCAAUCUGAAUCUAAGCAAACCAAUUAUGCCAAUAUAGAUUUCACUCAAUCGUUAGAACACUACGAAAAUAGUAAAGAUAUUCUAACAAAAAGUGGUAUUUCACAAGAAGAACUAGAAAAGUUCGCUGAUCAAUUGAAAGAUACAAAAAUGAAAGCGUCGUCCAGCGAAGAAGGUUCCUUUAAAAUUUGUCAGAAAUGUGGUCACAUAAAAGAAAGAGAUAAUGAUUAUUUAGUGAUGGAUCCGGAUAAAGAAAUACCAAAAAAACCAUUCACUGGUUAUCUACCGAUGCAACCGGCUCACAAUGCUUGUUCCAAAGAAGUAUUGUCCAGAAUUUACAAUGGUAUGAAAAGUUCAAGCAAUCCAACUUUGUCAGGCUCUUUAUCAACGGAUGGAAGUAAAAAACGUUCCGAUUCAGAAUAUCGUGUACCAGGAUCAGCGAUGUUAUCUAGUCCAUAUCUUCGACGUCGUCUUUUAGAUGGUAGCAAUAGCGUGGAAUCAACUGGAACUAUUGGUAUUUUGUUAAGAAAACGAUCUUAUUCGGCCGAAUCGGCUCAUUAUUUAGACGACGAAACUCAUACAUUCCCGUCCACUCUCACCAUACAUAAAUGCUCUAGUGAAGCCGAUAAAGCUUCCCUGAUAAGCAAUGAGCCACAUACAUCUUGCAUGAACUCAGAAAUGAAAAUAAGUCAAGAGAACGGACAGAUAUCGGCCGCUUCAUCUCAACCGUCGUUCAUAAAAAUUCGUCGUUCAUCAUCCGUACCAUCGAAAACUGGUCACAACAGGGAUUCCUCCAGCAGCAAUGACUCGGGAGUAUCCACUGGUUCUCUCAGUCAUAGAACGACUGAAUUUGUUGAAUUCGAAACAUCGUCUGUAACAUUGACAAAGAAACAAAACGCUUUGUCGAUAUGCCGAAAAAGUCCACCGUCUACAUGCUAUCACAAUAGUUUACCGAGAAAAUCGAAAUCUAGCGAUCCCUUACGGGAAUUAUCAUUCCAAUUUCAAAAGACUAAGAUACCCACAAAAUCAUCCUCUGCGGAAGCCGAUAUACCUACGUGUUUGCCGAAAAGUACAAAAGGGUUUAAUAGCCCUGGUGAAAUAUCGAGUAAUGCACCUUACAUUGAUUCCAGAAGUACAAGCAGUGGUACCUCCGAUAUGUCUGAUUAUAUCGAGACACUUUCCUUAUCUUCUCAUUCGUCAUCUGAUACACCAGAUAGUUUAAGGUUGGGAGGCAGAGCUUUAACUACUACGCUACGACCUCGUAGUGGUAAAGAAUAUUAUAAAAUCGAUCGAAAUAUCUUGGUGGAACAAGGUCGAACGUCAUCUGCCAAUUAUGCAAAUAUUACUCCUGUUCUUGAAAAAAGUGAAUCUCCUUCACCCGGUUAUAUAAGCAGCUCACCCUUUGAGCAACCUCAACCUAUUCGUGAACACUUUCUUUUUCCUGAAGAAGUUUAAAUAACGUAACGUCCAUAGCAUCGUUGUUUUUGGGAAGAAAGUGGAAAACUUGAAGUUCCUAGGAAUCCAAAACCCAUAGGAGUAUUUGCGUUAGAAGGUAAUUCGAGUUAUUGCCAUUAUUUACACUAUAUGCAAUGAUCUUGUAUUUGCACAUAUAUUUCUUAAAAAGCCUUUAUGCAUGUUUGGUAUGUAUACUGUUAACAAAAGAAAUAAUAAUCUCAAAAAAAUUCAACAAAAUUACAUCAUUGCAAGAUCAAAAAAUUAUGUUCAUAAUGAAAAUUAAUUUUUCCUUGUUUUAUAUAUUUUUAUAUCAUCUUUUUAAUUAAUUGAAUCGAAUUCAUCAAAUGGUAUAACGGUAUAUAUGUAGAAAUUAAAGGAAUUUAAAAUCCUAGCGUAUAGUAGAAAUGUGGUCAAUGAUACGGUACUUCCUACAACGAUUUAAACAAUUUCUAAAAUUUACUCAAUGAAAACUGUAAUAGUUUGUAUAGAGUAAGAAUCCUGCCCUAGGAUAAAAAAAUACUAUGCAUUGUAUACUUUAUAUGAGUAUAUCAUUUUUUGAAUACAUUUUAUUUUAUAUGAGUAUACUUCUAUAUAGGGUAAUUGUAAUAGUGAAAAUUGAAGAAUGUACUUAAGGGCUCCUUAUUUAGACUGAUUACCAUAACACUGUACAUCAGCAUCUGUGCAACCAAAUAAUGCAAUGAAGAUAGUCAGUUGCAUAUAACGUUCACACACAGGGUUAAUAUAAUUAAAUUAUUUUCUAAAAAAAAAAUAAGGUGAAAAUAGUUUUAAUAGUCUUCUUCCUCUUUGAAGAAAUUUAUAUGAAGGUUACUGUAGGUCUUUGGGCAAUCAAAUGGCACUAUAUAUAAACUAGAAGAAGACGUUGGAAUAAAUCUUAAACUAUGCAAAUUUUUAGCAUAUGAAUUCAUAAAUAUCUCGAAUUUAUAAAUCAAUAGUCUAUUUUCGUUAUUUUUCGUUGAUUUUCUGAAUCUUAUGCAACGAAAUAGCUGGUGCGAUUACAAUAUAAUUUACAAAAGUACUAUAAGUUAUAAAUGUACUUAAAAAAUCGUGUAUUCGCGUUUAGUUAUAUAUUAAUAAUUGUAUAAUUAUAUUUUCUAAGAAGAAGAAUGGAUGAAUGAAGUAAGUUUUUACCAAAAAUAUUUAUUUUUAUUUUAGUGAUGCAAGAUCUUUUGAAAAAGAGAAAUAUUUAUUAGUAAAAUAAGUGAUACUAGUUGAAUAUAUUCUGAAACAUAAAUAUUGCCAAAGUUAUGUGCCCUAUUUCACACUUCUUUUAAUAAUGGAAAUGAAGAAUAUAUGUUACAACCUGUGUAAAAUACUUCACUUCCUUUUUUCCAUUAAAGGAGUAAACAGAGUAAAAUCUUGCACUAAAUUAAUUAAUACAUUGGGAAGAUUGAUGUAAUAGGUGAUAUUUAAUGCAAUAAUAACUACAAUAGAAGUAUAUACUAUAAAAUCAGUAUAAGUUGUUUUGCACUAAAAUAUUAAUAUAAGAUAUUCUAUUAUAUAAAUAUAUAUAUAUACAUAAAACAUACACAUAGAAAGAGGGAAGAGGAGGAGUGGGAGAGAGAGAGAGAGAGAGAGAGAGAGAGAGAGAGAGAGAGAGAGAGAGAGAGAGAGAGAGAGAGAGAGAGAGAUGUACAUAUACAUAUACUUUUUGCUCCAUGGGCAGAUGAAAUAAGUAUUCAAAGUCAAAAUUAAUAUUAGGCCAUUUAACAGAUGUACAUUUUAGAAUACUGCCAUAGUAUCAUAAAUAUUCUUCAAUAGUGAAACACACAGUUCUACAUGUUAUUAA
Vespa velutina is the source of this 5634-nucleotide messenger RNA. RefSeq lists its product as uncharacterized. NCBI's taxonomy places the organism in Eukaryota, Metazoa, Arthropoda, Insecta, Hymenoptera, Vespidae. The record is from RefSeq and is a predicted model, not a curated record. Gene Ontology annotation, biological process: positive regulation of protein tyrosine kinase activity; neuromuscular junction development. The coding region runs from base 507 to 3827 and encodes 1106 amino acids. The transcript is spliced from 6 exons. Gene Ontology annotation, molecular function: protein kinase binding.